This is a messenger RNA of Chinchilla lanigera (long-tailed chinchilla), 534 nucleotides long. Its product is annotated as translation initiation factor IF-2-like. Lineage: Eukaryota; Metazoa; Chordata; Mammalia; Rodentia; Chinchillidae. The record is from RefSeq and is a predicted model, not a curated record.
AAAAAAAAAAACAAGAAAACCAAACCAACAAACAAAAACCCACACCACUAAGCAGUACUUUAGUACUCUGCAUCUUGAGGACUACUUACACCAGGCUCGUGUCAGCCUAUCAGCUUUACCUCCGUCUCUCUGUCCCUCUGUUCUCUCCGGAGACAGGGCCUCUAUGCUCUUCAGACUGGCUGUGCAGCCCGCAGGGUGGCCUUGCUUUUACCUCUUAAGAUGCCCUCCGCACCCGCGCAGGACCGCAGGCUCCCGGGCGUCGGGAACGCGAGCUCUUACGGCGCAGGAGGGCGUGCGGCGGCCGCACGCGUGUAAGAAUCUCCGGCGUCGGCCUUCGGCCGGCGGGAGGAGCUCGGGUCCCGCUCAGCACGGAAUUAGCUGCGCCCGCGCUCAGUGUGAAGCCCGUCCUGCCGCGGCUCUGCACAACGGUCGGCGAUUUCCCCGCGACCCCGUUUCCAGCGGGACGCGCGGAUCGGCGCCCGCGGGGCCGGGAGGGGGACACAGACGGCGGGCGCCCGGGCUCCGGACCCGGCC